Molecule: messenger RNA, 1356 nt
Organism: Doryrhamphus excisus (bluestripe pipefish)
Lineage: Eukaryota; Metazoa; Chordata; Actinopteri; Syngnathiformes; Syngnathidae
Gene: fibina
Product: fin bud initiation factor a
Source: RefSeq, a predicted model, not a curated record
AGGAGGCGCACGAUGGAUCCUCUGGUGCUCAUCGUGCUGACAUGUCUGCCCCUCGGCUCGGCGGUCUACAACGGCCCCCUCCAAGCCGAGAUCUCCAACGGCACCUUCCACCACUUCUACGUCCCGGACGGCGACUACGAGGACACCGAAGACCCGGAAAAGUGCCAAAUGGUCUUUAGGUUCUCGGACGGUUCUCCGUGCUCCAUCGCGGAGGAGGAAAGCGACGCGAUGGUGAGGGAGGAUCUCAUCCUCGCCCGCCUGCAGGCGGAGGACGCGGCGCGGCUGCUGGAGAGCAUCGGGCGGUCAGUAACCAACGACUUGGACGGAGAAGAAAGCUACGGCCAAUUCCUCCAGAGGGAGAUCUCUCAGAUCGGCGAGGCGUUCUCCGGCGUGGAUAAAUCUCUGGAGGAGCUGGAGGGGAAGUUCAAGCAGAGUCAGGAAAGUGAUCUGAAAGAGGAGCAGCAACUAAGCAGCUUUGUCCUCAAACAAGUGGGGGACGUCAGGGACGCCCUGAGGGACACGAAGGACAUCUCGGCUGGAUUGAAAGAUAAACAGGAGCUGCUGUCUCUCAUCAUUCGCACCCAUGGGAGCAGACUGAGCCGCCUUAAAACACAGUAUCUCAAUUCAGGAUCAUAAUUCCAUUUAUUAUUAAUAUAAGCUCAUCUUUUCUUUUUGGACAUGUUGAAUUCAUAUGAUUGGGGAACCAGCUAUGAAGCAUCACCACUUCUUGGAAAUGUGUCAUCACAAACAUCAGCACAUUCCUCUGACUCAAGUGGCAAUAUAUUUAAAAAUAGAAUGUUACAGCUUUUAAUAUUGCUACCUAUUUUUUGUAUGCUGAAAUAAUCUUCUAACUGGUUCAUUGUAUUAUAAACACCCAUAUGAGACCACAUAUUAUUAUAUAUAUAUAUAUGUGUGUGUGUGUGUAUAAGUGGCAGACUUGAGUGUCCCCUUCAAGUGUACCUCGUUAAUUGGAGUCUGGAUUCCUUCACUGCCUCCCACCUCCAUCUGGAAGUACUUUAGUCGGGAUAAAAAUACAUACUCAAUGGCAGCCACUUGUUAUGAUCAAUAUCAAACUCUUUGGAGUCGCUCUUUUGACAAAAUUGUGUGUUUAUUUUGUUUUUAUGUAUAUUUUUUCUUAAUAACUAGGCACACAAUGCAUGAAAAGUCAUUCCAUAUAAGCUCAAAACAUUGAAAAACGUGUCUUAAGUUCAACAUACUAAAUGUAAAAAAAAUGCAUAAAUAAAUGGUGUAAAUAAGAAUAAGUAUGUACAUGUUUAGUGACUUAUUUCUAUGUUGCACUCUCACUAAUGAAGGUGUUUAUUUUGAUUUAUUUGGCUCUUGUUCCUGUCUGCAACA